This is a messenger RNA of Dothidotthia symphoricarpi CBS 119687, 1107 nucleotides long. RefSeq lists its product as uncharacterized. The coding region runs from base 1 to 1107 and encodes 368 amino acids. The transcript has 3 exons. Lineage: Eukaryota; Fungi; Ascomycota; Dothideomycetes; Pleosporales; Dothidotthiaceae. The record is from RefSeq and is a predicted model, not a curated record.
AUGUUCUUCCAUGCACAAUGCGCCGCGGCGAAGAUAACCGCGGCGUUUAGGAAGCGGCAUGGGGAUGAAGUCAUUUUCAAAACCGAUCGGUUGAGAAAGUCACCGCGUGACAAAUAUGGAGAAGACGAGAUCCUCAUCUUGGAGAUGCUCCCAGAGUUUUUGGUCUUGACACUAGGCACCGAGCGGUCCCCUGCCGAGGACGAAUUAACCCGCAGUCUUCGAAUAACAUUCAAGACGCACAAGUCCGUCAGUUUGGACUGUAUUCGCGCUAGAACUCUACGUAGACAUGCACAACCGACUACGAGACCAGUCCUUACACAGCUCUCAGACACCGUAUCCUUCGCGAGGAUAAACAUCAAGAAACACGCUAGCCUUCCACAAAGACCUACGCAUCGAGAACUGGCCGCAAGAGAACGACCACCACAUGGCCACCUUCUCCGAAGACAUCACGGCCUGGAUACUAGGCGACCCCCACCGCGUCGCAGCAUGCAAACUAAAGCGCACCGAUAUAUCAAAGCUGUACGACUGCCUCCGCCAGCACCCGUGGCAAUGCCGCCUGUGGAAGUACUACGUGCAAAUCCACCUGCAGACGCUCAGUCUCGCAUUCGUCAACGCAUGGCGAGCCCAUUCCAGGCUUCGGCAAAGCCGCGCCCGCAAAAGCUAAAAGUCGCCGUCGUGCAGCUGCAGUCCAUUCUGCGCGCCGGCCUGCAGGCGGAGAUCCUCGAGCUCGGCUUCGACUACCUCACACUGCACCGUUUCUGCUGGCGCCUACUGCGCGCGGUCAAGGAUAAGUGCCGCGACGCGCUUGUCGGAGUCUACGGGCCUGACUAUAUCGAGAGGCAGAAUCAGCUCCCGUUUGUUGUUGGCUAUGUCUUCGCGACGGCGACUGGGUCGAUGCAGUUGGCUGAUUCUAUGAAGAUGAAGCGCUCGGAUGAGGUUACUAGUGCUGUGCUGCGCGAUGCUGCGGGGGUUGUAGAGCAGAUGCUGGAUGCUGGCGCGGGGGACGUGGUGGGGAUGGUGAUGAGGGAGAAACUUGGUGUGCCGUUUGAGAUCCAGGAUAGCGAUGAUGAGGAGGAUGGACUGGAACGGAUGAGGAAUGAUAAAUAG